ACUGAGUCGCUUCCUCAACAUACACAGUAGUGGCUCAAUAGCGAGACUGUACAGCUGACCUGUUUCAUUAUUUUGUUUCAUUAGUUUCAAGUGAACAAAGCCUCCUGUUGAUCUCACUGACAGUUGUCUGAAACAACAUGGCCACCGCCGACAAGCUGCUGGAGAUGAUCUUCUCCUGGAUCGAGCAGAGGAAGCAGUGUGCGGACCAGCUGAGCAAACUGGCCCAGGAGCUGGAGUCGCUCCGGAUGAAGAGCAAAGGCGGACAGUGUGUGGGCAGUUCGGUGGCCGUGGUCGGGGCGGCGUGUCUGCUCGGCGCCGGCGUCACGAUCUUAACCGGUGGAGCGGCUGCUCCCCUGUUAGGUGCGUUAGGAGCAACGUACACAGGCGUAGGUGCCGUCAUCUCUGUGGCCUCGAAAAUCAUCGAGUCCUUCGUCUCCAGCGACACCAUGAAGGACGCCAAGAAAAUCGAAGAGAAAAGCAACGACAUCGCAAAAAACAUUCAGCGACUGUUCGAGCAGCUGAAGUCGGAGAAGGAGGCAGUGAACUCCUUCACCAACCCCGACCAUCUGGACCGACACAUCAUGACCGAGAUCCUGAGGUCUGUGGCCAGACGAAGUGGACUGAGGCGAAGGAUCAGAAUCCGAAUGGUCGACAAUGAGCCGCAGUUGUUUUAUGGCGGCGGCAGCGGAUUCAGAUGCGGAACCUUUGGGCCGAACCCCUUGAUGAACCCGAGUGUCUCCAUCCUCGUCACGGCCGCUGGCGUGAUGGCGUUCUUCACGCUCAGUGCGGGCGGGAAGAAAUUCAACUUCCUAUUUGUUAAAGGAGGUCAGCAGCUCCUCAAGGAGAUUUCUGUGACGGGACUGAAAACCGCCCUCAAAGGAAGUGCCAUGCUUGUGGGCGGAGCCAUUGGAAUGGCAUUUGCGCUUCCUGAGGCGAUUGACAACUGGACGGACCUGAUCAAGAACAACAACGUGACGGAAGCGAGCCAAUCCCUGAGAGACACGGCCACGGCGAUCCGCAAAAUCAUACGGACGCUGGAGCAACAGUUUGAUGACAUCAAACGGAUGCUGAAGACGAUGGAUGAAGAACAACGAGAGGAGGAACAACGUUUGGCCAAAGUUAAACUCAUCAUAAAGAACCCAGAGAGGAGCUCAGCAGACAAGCGCAUAUUAGAGAUGUUCGCGAUGAAAACAUGCCAGAACCAAACUCUACAACAAUGGCUGAGAGAGAAUUCAGGGUCGGAGGCUUUCUUCAAACUUGUGGACUUGUUUCAUUUAAUGACAAAACAGAUCGCAGAUAAGACUAACGAGGACGAUGAAGAGUCAGAUGAGGAAGACGAGGAGAGCGACGUGGACAUCAUCUUUGUGGCUCACGGAUCCAUCAGAGACUCGCAGGUCCCUGCGUCUUGUCUGCUGCCUCUGGCCAACAUCAAGGACGUGCUGCUGUAUUCUCCCUGGAACUGCGUCCUCACUGCUCACGCAGCAUACGGCGUCGCCACAGGUCUCAUACAACCUCCACACAGAAGGUUCUACUGUAAGAAACUGAGCGACUGUCCAAUUCCUGAAGACAGACAGAAUCCACAGCAUCAUUAUAACCAUCAUCAACCCAGGAAACUACCGAGCCAGUGGAACUCGAUGAAGAGAGCUGGAUCUCAAGCGAUUCCCAACAUCAUGGUCAGUACUCUCAAGGUUCCAAAGGACGGAGCAUGGACGAGUUUCGUAAAUCUCACAGAAACUCACGGUCAACCAGGGAGAAGCCGCAUCGUCAUCCCGUUCAUCCUCCCGGGUCUGACAGUGAGAAUCCCGUUCUUCGUCGUCACCUGGGUCAUGUCUCUGGUUCUCCUCGUCUUCCGGUUGAAAGCCACCGUCCAUCUCGCUGCCUGUCUGGGUGAUAGAUCAACUCGAGGGAAGUUUGCCAGGGACUUCCUGGAGACACAGUAUUCCUACACAGUGGACAACACUGGAAUGACAUCAUCAGCCACCAUGUUGCCCAUCAGACGAGCCGACCUGUACAGAGCCUUUCAGGCUGUGUUUGAUUAGACAGGUUCAAGACACCAAGUCACAAAAUCAGCUCCACUUCAGUUUAAUGAUGAUUUUCUGUCCAUGCAUCAAGAUGAACACUGACUCCGUCCUCAGUGUUUCCAGGUGUUGUGGACUUCUAACCUGCUCAUCACAUUAAAGCUUUAUAUACAGUCAGUGAUGGUCUUUAUAGCCUCUUCAGUUAGUGUGUUAGCCUCCUCAGUUAGUGUUAGCCUCUUCAGUUAGCGUAUUAGCCUCUUCAGUUAGCGUAUUAGCCUCUUUAGUUAGUGUGUUAGCCUCUUCAGUUAGCGUGUUAGCCUCUUUAGUUAGCGUGUUAGCCUCUUCAGUUAGCGUGUUAGCCUCUUCAGUUAGCGUGUUAGCCUCUUCAGUUAGCGUAUUAGCCUCUUUAGUUAGUGUGUUAGCCUCUUCAGUUAGCGUGUUAGCCUCUUUAGUUAGCGUGUUAGCCUCUUCAGUUAGCGUAUUAGCCUCUUUAGUUAGUGUGUUAGCCUCUUCAGUUAGCGUGUUAGCCUCUUCAGUUAGCGUGUUAGCCUCUUCAGUUAGCAUAUUAGCCGCUUUAGUUAGUGUGUUAGCCUCUUCAGUUAGCGUGUUAGCCUCCUCAGUUAGUGUGUUAGCCUCUUCAGUUAGCAUGUUAGCCUCUUCAGUUAGCGUGUUAGCCUCUUCAGUUAGCGUGUUAGCCUCUUCAGUUAGCGUGUUAUCCUCUUCAGUUAGUGUGUUAGCCUCUUCAGUUAGCGUGUUAGCCUCGUCAGUUAGUGUGUUAGUCUCUUCAGUUAGUGUGUUAGCCUCUUCAGUUAGUGUGUUAGCCUCUUCAGUUAGCAUGUUAGCCUCUUUAGUUAGGGUGUUAGCCUCUUCAGUUAGUAUUAGCCUCUUCAGUUAGGGUGCUAGCCUCUUCAUUUAGCGUGUUAGCCUCUUCAGUUAGGGUGCUAGCCUCUUCAGUUAGCGUGUUAGCCUCUUCAGUUAGUGUGUUAGCCUCUUCAGUUAGCGUGUUAGCUUCUUCAGUUAGCUUGUUAGCCUCUUUAGGCUACUGUGAAUCUAACAAAUAUUAGCUCAUUGCUACAUCCCUCAAAGGCCAGUAACUCUGCUGCUGAGCUAACCGCACAGUCAGCUAACAGCUAGCUGUGAACUAGCUGCAGCUAGCUGUCACUAGCACUAAAGCAAUGUUAAGAUGUGAUGCAACGUGAGCUGCAGGUCGGGGGUCGGAUCAGGUUGUGAUCGGCCUUUUAUCUGAACCUUUCAGAUGUGAAGCAGAGAACUGCACUGCAAAAAGUAAUUCCAAGAAAGUAAAGAUAGCCUUGUCAAAAAAGAAAAAUUAUCUUGUCAAGCAAGUUUUGGACUAGAAAAGUGAUCUCACUUUAAGAAAUGAUAUCCAACGUUGUCUUAAUAAGAUAUCAGAGCUCAUAUUGAAUAACAAGAUACAACAAUGGUUUGCAUGAAAUCCUGGCAGAGUAAGACCACCUACACAAUUUCUCUAUUUAAAUGUCCCACAUUGAACCUUUCUGGUGUUUUAUUUGAAGUUUGAUCCUUAAGAAUAUAUAUUUGUUUUAUUUCUCUUUUUAAGGAGCUCUGCAAAGAAACAGGUCAAUGUUGGCCUGUCGAACUGAAAUGUGUUGAGCGUCUCUUCUGAUUGUCCGACUGUUUUCUGAGUGACGCACGGCCAGGCCAACCAGCUCCUCUGUUCACGUGUGUCUGUUCUGUGUGAGUCAUGUUGUGCAAAUAAACAGCAGGCAGUCAAUCUAA
Molecule: messenger RNA, 3773 nt
Organism: Scophthalmus maximus (turbot)
Lineage: Eukaryota; Metazoa; Chordata; Actinopteri; Pleuronectiformes; Scophthalmidae
Exons: 4
Coding region: 138-2039 (633 amino acids)
Source: RefSeq, a predicted model, not a curated record